AUUAGAUUCGAAUCAGCGUUCAAGCUGUGCGGACUUUUUCUCUCAAACAAAUAUUUGACUUAAUAUUUUAUAAUAGAAAGCCAAAAUGGCAAAGGAUAACCUAACGGCUGUUUUACAUGGCAUUGAGGACAUGCGCUUGGAACAGCGUCCUAUACCGAAUAUUUCCCCAGAAGAGGUUUUAAUCGCAAUGGAUAGCGUCGGAAUUUGUGGAUCAGAUGUUCAUUAUUUGACUAAAGGUCGUAUCGGCCACUUUGUGGUGACCAAGCCCAUGGUAAUCGGCCACGAAAGCGCAGGUGUGGUUGCCAAAGUGGGCAGCAAAGUUAAGAAUCUGACUGUAGGAGACCGAGUUGCCAUUGAGCCGGGAGUUCCUUGCUACAAAUGCGAUCAUUGCAAGCAAGGCAGCUACAAUCUGUGUCCCGAUAUGGUAUUCUGUGCCACGCCCCCUUACGAUGGUAACCUGACCCGAUACUAUAAGCACGCAGCGGACUUUUGCUUUAAGUUGCCUGAUCAUGUCACCAUGGAGGAGGGUGCGUUACUAGAACCUCUAUCCGUGGGAGUGCAUGCCUGCAAACGUGCAGGCGUCAGCUUGGGAUCGAGGGUGCUGAUUCUAGGUGCAGGUCCUAUUGGAUUGGUUACACUGCUGGUUGCUCAAUCCAUGGGUGCAACGGAAAUUUUAAUAACCGACCUGGUGCAACACCGUCUGGACAUUGCUAAAGAGCUAGGCGCCACUCACACUCUGCUGCUGACGAGUGAUGAGACAGCUGAGCAGGUCGCGGAUCGUGUGCGUAAAGCAAUGGGUGAGGACCCCGACAUAUCGAUUGACUGCUGUGGAGCGGAGAGCACUACACGUUUGGCGAUCUUUGCUACACGAGCAGGAGGUGUUGUUGUUAUUGUUGGCAUGGGACCGCCUGAAAUGAAGCUGCCCCUAUUCAAUGCCCUGGCUCGAGAGGUAGACAUUCGCGGUGUCUUCCGUUACUGCAAUGACUAUGCCGCUGCUUUGGCCCUGGUGGCUUCUGGAAAAGUGAAAGUAAAGCGACUUGUCACCCACCACUUUGAUAUUCAAGAGACACAAAAGGCAUUCCAAACAGCUCGUACUGGCACGGGCGGUGCCAUUAAAGUUAUGAUACAUGUUCAACCUAGGAAUACCAACAAUCCUGUAAAAUUUUAGCUCAGAGAUUUUAGUAAGCAUUGGGUUAUAAGUCUGAAAACAUGUAAUACGUAGUUUUAGAAGAAACAAUAAAUUUAUUUGCUUGGUACAAAAUUAA
Molecule: messenger RNA, 1265 nt
Organism: Drosophila mojavensis
Lineage: Eukaryota; Metazoa; Arthropoda; Insecta; Diptera; Drosophilidae
Product: sorbitol dehydrogenase
Exons: 6
Coding region: 86-1168 (360 amino acids)
Biological process (GO): D-sorbitol catabolic process
Molecular function (GO): L-iditol 2-dehydrogenase (NAD+) activity; zinc ion binding
Source: RefSeq, a predicted model, not a curated record